This is a messenger RNA of Komagataella phaffii GS115, 3636 nucleotides long. Its product is annotated as UDP-glucose:sterol glucosyltransferase (Sterol 3-beta-glucosyltransferase). Lineage: Eukaryota; Fungi; Ascomycota; Pichiomycetes; Pichiales; Pichiaceae. Gene Ontology annotation, biological process: carbohydrate metabolic process. The record is from RefSeq and is a predicted model, not a curated record. Gene Ontology annotation, molecular function: hexosyltransferase activity; UDP-glycosyltransferase activity. Bases 1 to 3636 code for a protein of 1211 amino acids. The transcript has a single exon.
AUGUCACAACUCAGACCCAGAGAUUCCAGUGCUGGGAAAUCUUCUUCCCCUCGAAGGACAGAUAGAAAUCCUGAAUCUAUCGACGUCAACUCUAAGGGGGGUUCUGAAGGGAUGACUUCCGGCCUUGUCCCAGGUACAGCACCUCAUAAGGAAGAUGAAACUGAAGCAGAGGAUGAUAUUGACUGUGGAAGGUUAAUUACCUCCAAGUCGCUGGCUACCAUGCUGACAACGGCGAGCAUGUAUGCCGGGGUGUCCCAAUUGGAUGAUGAUGCUAUUGAGAGCAGCGCUCUCGAUGAGCCAAUUCCAUAUGUUCCAUACGAAGAGGAUGCUGAAAGCGUAAUGUCAGAAUCUACUGUUGGUGUUGACACAGUCAGAGACACAGACUCUUCAGAACAAAUAAAUCCAGAAAUUGAUGGCCUGGUUGCUUUGAGAAAGAAACAACAACACACCCUUUCCAAGUUUGAACUCUCUGUUGUUCGGAAACGAUGUUCCCAACUGAGUCUGGCUGGCUCCAGUUCAGGUUCGACGCGCAGGAACAGUUUCACUUUAGACAAUAAUGAAACUACGAGAGCUGUGAAACUCUGCGAAAAACUGAAAACCACCUUUGAUUUGUCUGACGAUGACGAGUUUGUGAAUGAUUACCCUUGUUGGCUGUUGCAUGAAGUCUUCCUUCAAGGUCACAUCUACAUCACAUCUAGAUACCUGUUAUACUUUGCAUUUCUUCCGAAAAGAGACUCCACUGUGACCAUGUCUGGUGCCUUGUCCAUCAGAAGCUCCACAACUAUGAGAUUUUCUGUCCGACGCUGGGCUGUAUUGAAGGGUAACUACUUUCGUCUAUACGCCAAUUCCACAGAACGGUAUUUUCCUUCACUUAAUAUUGAUUUGCGUUUCUUGUUGAAAGUAGAAUUGUCAAAUCCUAACCUUGAGGAAAAUAAGCCUACCGUUUUCAAGUUAAUCACAGAAGCACGUACUCAUUAUUUUCAAGCAGAUUCCCUAGACAAUGCUAGAUCUUGGGUAACUGAUCUCAGAAAACAUAUAUUUACAGCCAAGAAUAGCGGUGGUCAUGUCACCAUCAAAGUACCGCUGGAGAACAUACUGGAUUUAUCAAUUGAGACACUUUUUGAAGCAUCUCAAACUUUGAAACUUAAAGUCUUGGAAAGUGAAGAAUCUUAUGCUAUUGACGACUACUAUUUUAUGUUUUUCAACAACGGAGACCAGGUUCUAGAUAGCAUUCGGCAAUCCAUGAAAGCCCUAGGGAUCGAACUUACAGAUUCUGAUAGUUCUGAAAGUGAUAGUGAUGUCUCUGGCUCAGAAACUAAUGGUCGAUCAACUCAUCGAAAAUCAAAGCUUUCUCGUUCCUUGAGUGUGUUAACACCUAUUCCGAGGGGCAUUGGAAGUAUUUAUAAGCCAAUCAAAAGUUCAGCUAGUGGCAUCAUAGGGGCUAUCAAAAAGCCGCAGAAAUCAGCUACACGUCCUUUUUCGUCAGUAGUAGAAACAGUUGUUCCGAAUGACAAUGACUCCGAGUUGAAACAAGAUCAUGCCGGGGACGCUCCAAAGGAUUCAGAAGAACCUUCUACCAAGCCAAGUAAUUGGAGUGCAAAAUCUCUGGUCCAAGGGUUCUUGAGUACUACUUCUUCUAUCAGUCAAAGUAUGCUCUUUGCUUCCCCUAUGCAUUACAACAAUCAGCUAUUUAUUGAGCGAGGUGAAGAGGACCCUUAUUUUGUUACCAAUAAAGAGGAAAGAGAAGUUGCACAGUCCAGAUUUCGAAAGCAUUUUUCCCUUCCUGAUUCAGAGGAGCUACUGGCUAGUUACUUCUGCCAUUUUCAAAAAAAUAUACCUGUAUACGGCAAAGUAUACCUAGGAACAACUUGCAUUUGCUACAGAUCUUUAUUUCCCGGCACAAACACAACUAUGAUACUUCCAUACUCCGAUAUUGAGAAUGUUUAUAAUUUGAAGGGCUUUAGAUUCGGGUACUCUGGGCUUGUCAUUGUUAUACGUGCGCACGAGGAAUUAUUUUUUGAAUUCGGUUCUAACGAAAGCCGGGAUGAUUGUGACCUGUUCCUGCUAAAGCAAUUAGAUUUUACAAAAUCACAUAAGAAUGCUCAUUCAGAACAAAAGAGGAAACGCAAUGAUAGUAUUAAACUAGCAGAAUCUGUCCAACUUGCCGACGCAAGACUCAGGUAUUUUGAAACUCGAAUAGAGUCUGAUAUAGGCAGGGAGGUUCCCAUAAUACUGGAGGAAAACCAGUAUUCUACGUCAGAAAUUAGAUCAAAGAGGAGGUACAAAUUUGUGCUAUUAACUAUUGGUUCUCGAGGAGAUGUACAACCCUAUAUAUCUUUGGCGAAAGGUUUACUUGCAGAGAAUCACAAAGUCAAGAUUGUGACCCAUGAAGAGUUCAAACCUUGGGUAGAAAGUUAUGGUAUCGAAUUCGCAACAAUUGCAGGUAACCCAGCGGAGCUUAUGUCAUUGAUGGUAACUCAUAAGUCAUUAAGUGUAGGGUUUUUGAAAGAGGCUAAAGAAAAAUUCACUGGCUGGAUUGGAGAGUUAUUGCAAAGCUCGUGGGACGCAUGUCAGGAUGCUGAUGUGCUUAUCGAAUCGCCUUCCGCAAUGGCAGGUAUCCAUAUCGCAGAGAAGUUACAAAUUCCCUAUUUCCGUGCUUUUACAAUGCCAUGGACACGAACUAGAGCGUAUCCACAUGCAUUUGUGGUCCCAGAACAGAAAAGAGGAGGUUCUUACAAUUAUCUCACGCAUAUAAUAUUUGAGAAUGUCUUUUGGAAAGGUAUUUCAGGAGAGGUGAAUAAAUGGCGUGAGCAAGUCUUAAUGCUUCCAAAGACCAAUUUGGAGAGAUUGGAACAAAACAAGGUACCAUUCCUGUACAAUGUGUCUCCCACGGUUUUUCCACCAUCUAUGGACUUUCCUCAUUGGGUUAAGGUAGUUGGAUAUUGGUUUUUGGAUGAGGGGGAGGCAGAUAGUUAUGAUCCUCCUAAGCCAUUGCUGGAGUUCAUGGAGAAGGCUAAGACUGAUGGUAAGAAAUUGGUAUACAUUGGAUUUGGAUCCAUUGUAGUUAGUGAUCCCAAACAACUGACUGAGGCUGUAAUCGACGCGGUGCUCAGUGCUGAUGUGAGGUGUAUUCUAAAUAAAGGCUGGUCAGAUAGGUUAGGUAAGCAGACGGGAGUGGAGGUUGAACUACCUGAAGAGAUUUACAAUUCAGGAAACGUUCCUCACGAUUGGUUGUUUGGCAAAAUCGACGCGUCCGUUCAUCAUGGUGGAUCUGGAACAACAGGUGCAACACUCCGCGCUGGAAUCCCCACCAUCAUCAAACCAUUUUUUGGAGAUCAAUUCUUUUAUGCCAACAGAGUAGAAGAUAUUGGAGUGGGUAUAGGGCUGAGAAAGUUAAACAGUAAGUCACUUUCCAAAGCUAUCAAAGAGGUAACUACAAACACUCGUAUCAUAGAAAAGGCUAAAGAAAUUGGAAAGCAGAUCCAGUCAGAAAACGGUGUCUCUGCAGCCAUUCGUUGCCUCUACCAGGAGAUGGAAUACGCCAAGAAACUUUCCAAGAGCAAGCAGAAAUACUGGGACAACCAGAGCGAAGAUAUUAGCGACGACAGCGUAAGCGGAUCAUGGUUUGAAGUGUAA